AUGCUGGUCCAGGAUCCAGCUACAUCCGAAUUUCACGUCCUACCGCCCCAGGCCACUGUAGCAGCACAUACAGCCACGCCAUGCCGCUCGCCAGAAGCACCUUUAACAAUUGCAAACUCCGCUUCCGCUAGAGCCGCGUCUGGCGGCGCAGAAAGCGGCGGGGGAGGCGGAGCGAGCGACAAUAAGUUUCUGCGGGUGUCGAUCCAGUCCGUUGCGCUCGCGUUGGCGUUCGGCGGAGCGGCGGCGUUUCUCCGCAUGCUGCUGUCCGCGCUCCCCCCGGACUUCCUGUCGCGCUGGAAGAAGCUGUUCGCGGAGCAGCCGCACUUCGACCCCAAGACGGCCGUCGAAGCGCGCCGAGCCACCGCCAUCUACGACUGCCACGGCGACUUAAUCGCCACCGUCGUUCCCGGCGGGUUCGGCGGCCGGCGGAAGGACGCGAGCAAGGGGCAGGCGCCGUUGAAGCCGACGGAAGUGCCGGCGGUGAUGUGGCAGGCGGUUAUCGCGACGGAGGACCGACGGUUCUUCGAACACCAGGGGUUCGAUCCCAAGGGCCUGACACGUGCCAUCAUGUCAUUGGCGCGGACGGGAGGCGGGAGUACGAUCACGCAGCAGCUGGUGAAGAACGUGUUUCUGUCGAACGAGCGGCGGUGGACGCGCAAGCUGGUGGAGAUCAUACUGGCCGUGAUUAUAGAGAGGCGCAUGACCAAGUGGGACAUCCUUCACCUCUACCUCAAUAAGAUCUACUGGGGCCACGGGGUGACGGGACUGGAGGCAGCAUCAGCGCUCUACUUUGGAAAGCACCCGUCGCUGCUCACGCUGGGCGAGUGCGCCAUGCUGGCCGGUAUCAUCCCCGCGCCCGAGCUCCUCUCGCCCUACCGCGACCCCUCCAGGGGUCGCAAGCCCCAGUCGCGGGCGCUGAGGCGAAUGGUGGAAGCCGGAUUUCUGGACAUUGCCACGGCCACGGAGGCCAUGCAGCAGCCGCUGCGCCUGGGAUCCGAGGCCAAGCACGGCACGUCGGGGCCGUGGCGAGCUCCCUUCUUUGUCAGCGAGGUGAGAGGUGUGCUGGGGAGGUGGGUGGGGAAUGGCACGUGUGAUGGACGAGCCCUGAGUGGGUUGGAGCUCGCUCUGCCUCUCUUCCCUCCCUGCCCCCUCACGCCCAUCCCCCUCUCCCUCACGCUCUCCGCCCACUCCCCCACGCCUUUCCCCUCCCCCCCACGCCCUUCCCCCCACCCCCCCCGCCCCACCCAGGUGUUAUACGAGCUGGCGCAGAGGUACGGGCGCGAGGAGGUGGUGCGGGGCGGGCUGCAGGUGCACACGACGCUGGACCUGACGAUGCAGGACGCGGGGGAGAAGGUGGUGGGGGACGGCACGCGCGAGUACGACCAGGAGCGGGAGGCGGCAGCUCAGAGAGACAUUGCGGCGAUUGCGAUGAAGCUGGAGGAGCUGCGGGGGAGGCGGCAGCAGCAGAUUCUGGCCACUGUGGCCGCUGCUGCUGUCAAGAGGUCAGCAGAGUUCCGCAAGAAGAACGGCCAAACACAGAAGACAGUGUCUGAGAUGAUGGCGGACGAGACGGCAGCAGUGGCCCGCACCCUAGAGCGAUUCGCAGCCAUGGAGCGUACUCUGACAACUGCCAUGCAGCGCUACGAGAACGAGCUCAGGAGCGCUCAGGCCGCCAGGCUGGAAGGGGCCAUGGUGGCCAUGGACCCGCUCUCAGGCGCGGUGAGGGUGCUGGUGGGGGGCCGGGACUACUACGAGAGCUGCUUCAACCGCGCCACCCAGGCGCUGCGCCCCCCCGGCUCCACCUUCAAGCCCGUCGUCUACCUCACUGCGCUCGCCGAGGGCAUCACCAAGGACUACGUGUUGGUGGACGAGCCAUACGAGGUGGGCGGGUUCGCCCCGGAGAACUACGACCGCAAGUUCCGCGGGCCCGUCACGCUGGAGGAGUCGCUGCUCAAGUCGCUCAACGUGCCCACUGUGAAGCUGUGCGCUGAGAUCGGCGUGGACAAGGUGUGCCACAUGGGGCGGGCACUCGGCAUCAAGACGCCACUCCCCCACGAGCUGGCGCUGUCGCUGGGCGGCUGUGAGGUUGAGACACCGCUACCGCACGAGCUGGCGCUCUCGCUGGGCGGCUGCGAGGUGACACCUCUGCAGCUCACCACCGUGUACUGCACGAUCGCUGCAGGGGGAAUCUACCACCGCCCACACCUCAUCACCCGCGUUGAGUCGUACAACGGAAGAGUGCUGGAGGAAGCCAAGGUGUGCAUGGAGCGCAGGGACCCAGUGGUGGACGAGGCAGCGGUGGGCGAGUUGAGGAAGCUGCUGCAGGCCGUCGUGGAGAGGGGCACUGGCAAGGGGGCGCGCAUGGACCGCCCGUGUGCCGGCAAGACGGGCACGUCUGAUGGCCACCGCGACUGCUGGUUCGCUGGGUUCACCCCGCAGCUGGCGUGCGUGGUGAGUGGGGGGAUCUUAUUCACUCGUGCCUCGUCCCCCCCUCUCUCACUCAUCGUGCCCACCCUCCUGCUCCCCUCUCCUCCCCCCCAGGUGUGGCUGGGCUACGACGACAACAGGCCGGUGAGUGGCCUUUAUCCCGGCACGGGCUCUCCUCGCUCCAAUGGUCCUUCAUCAAGCAGAACAGACACCGGCUCACCUCCCUCUCACUCCUACCCUGCACCACCCCGGCACUGCCUCACCACCCUCCACCCAUCCCCACCCCUCCUGCCGUUUCCUCCUCCCCUCCAGGUAUGGCUGGGCUACGACGACAACUUGCCAGUGGGAGGGCUGCACCCCGGCACCGGUUCCAGCCAUGCUGCACCUCUCUGGAGCCGCUUCAUGACGCUCGCCCAUGAAGGGCUGCCCGUGAAAAAAAUCCUCGACCCUGCCCGGGACAGGUACACUGGGCGGGCAGCUGGAAGGGAGUUUCAGAAGCGGAGCCGGCGCGCUCAGAAGGGGGCAGGCGGGGAGGGAGGAGGGGAGUCGCCAGGGAGAGGGUUGCUGGGGGAUGAAGGGGAGGAGGUGGGCGAGGAUGACUACGAGGAUGCUCUGCGGUUCUUUGAGCGGGCGAAUCAGGAGGAGGGGCAGGGCGGGAGGAGGGGUGGGGAGUGGGGAGGGGAGAGGGGUGGAGAGAGGGAGGGGGCGACAGGGAGGGGCAUUUCUGCUGCGGCAAUGGCUGCUGCUAAGUGGGGCGCGGGGGGGAGAGGCGGGGGGGUGGAGAAGCGAGGAGGGAGCGGGGAGACACGAGCAGAGAGGCAGGUGGACGAGGAAAUGGGGAGGAGGUGGAGUGCGGAGGAGGGAGUGGAGGGGGAGGACGAGGAGGAGAGUGAGGUUUGUGCGAGGGAUGGGGAGGGGGAUGAUGAGGAUGGGUUGUGGGAGGAAGGGGAGGGAGAGGAGGAGGAGGAGGAGGAGCCAGAGGAGGUAUUGGCUCGCAUGCAGGAGAGGCUCGAGGAGCAGUUUGGGGUGCGACUGGUGGAGGCUGUAUUUGAGGGGCGAGGGGGGGAUGCGGGGAGGGCGAGUGAUUCAAAGGGCAGGGGGGAGGGGCCUGGUGGGGCCGCAGGAGUGGGGGUUGGGGGAGAGCGCACGGGCGGUAGGAGAGAAGGCAUGAGUGUGGAGGCGGGUGGGAGUGGCGAGGGUGCAUUGUAUGAGGCGAUGGCGAUGCCGUCUGUGCCGCGGUCGGCAGCCCAAACCUCCCUUGCUGAGAACCAGGCAGCGUCUGCAGCAGCGGCGGCGGCAGCAGAAGAGCAGAGAGAGGUGGUGAGUGCGAAGUUUUUCACAGCAGUGGAUUCGGAAUCUGCUGUGCCUGACAUCUCUCCGCUGCAGCCGUGGCCUGAGAAACAGGGCGACGGGGCAGAGGGGGGAGGGGAGAUGGAGGCGUGCUGCCCCAUGCCGCCAUGCACGGGCCUGCUGCCUGCCUGCAGGGAGCCGUCACUGGAAGGGAGUGCAGAUGCUGAGAGCGGUGAGGUGGGUGAGAGGGAGCGCGAGGAGGAGGAGGAGGAGGAGAAGCGGCUGGGGUGGACCAAGCGGUUGUUUGUGAAGACCAGGGUCACGGCUCCGAGCGGCGCACCCCUGCCCCCGUCUUCGUCUGUAUCUGCUGCCUACUCUGGUCCAUACUCUGCCUACACUGCCUCAGCUACAUCAGGAAGAGGUUACUCAGAGGAAAAUCCUGGGCAACGCCAGGUGUCUUCUCCUCUCGUCCCAUCCCCCUCCUCCUUGGGACCUCCGUCGUCGCUAGCCCCUUCAAUCCAGCCCCCUCCAGUUUCCAGCAGGUAUGCUGCUGAUGCCAGCAGCGUGCCUGGCAGCUCAGUAGGCGUGUGGGGGAGUGCAGUGCCGCGGCGGCAGCAGAAAGGAGGUGGCACGGGGCCCGAUGCUCCAAGGGAUAGGUCUUCAGGUUCCCCUGCUUUGUUAGGAAGGUUUGGUGGAAGGAGCCGGACAGGUAGGACGUAG
Closterium sp. NIES-65 is the source of this 4437-nucleotide messenger RNA. Lineage: Eukaryota; Viridiplantae; Streptophyta; Zygnematophyceae; Desmidiales; Closteriaceae. The record is from the annotation of a GenBank genome assembly.